AUGUCUGACGCCCCAGAAAAACACAUAGCCACUUCGCCUAAAGAAGAUGAGGUUGUUAAUAAAAAAUUAAAGGUUGAUGAGCAACCGGAAAACCUGUUCACAACGGUUGGUGAAGCAGCUCAAGAGGUCGAUAAUAUGAGUGAUGAACCAGAGGUUAUUGGAUCUGAGUCGCUACGAAAUACAGGUGCUGCCGAUGCCGAGGGCCACCCUGUCCAAGAAAUUGACAGUUUGUGUAUGAAUUGUCAUGAGAACGGUGUUACCAAGCUUCUUCUUACUAAGAUUCCAUAUUUCAGAGAGGUUAUUGUCAUGUCGUUUGAGUGUGGCCACUGUGGUUUCAAGAAUUCAGAGAUCCAACCUGCUUCUGCUAUUGCUGAAAAGGGUGCCAAGUACAUUCUUCAAGUGACUGAGAAGGCUGAUUUAAAUCGUCAAGUUGUCAAGUCUGAGAGCUGUACCUGUACAUUCGCUGAGUUGGACGUUGAGAUCCCUCCUAAGCGUGGCCAAUUGACUACUGUCGAGGGUCUUCUUAGUCAAAUUCAUUUUGAUCUUUCAUCUGAUCAACCUGCUCGUAAGGAAAUUGAUCCUGAAAACUAUGCUAAGAUCCAAGCUUUCCUCGACAAGGUCCAGUCUGCUAUUAAUGGCGAGAUCUUGCCAUUGACCGUGACUGUAGAUGAUCCCGCAGGAAAUUCGUGGAUCGAGUUCAACCCCGGUGAGCCUGCUCAUAAGUGGUCUCACGUCGAGUAUUUCCGUACUAUUCAGCAAACUAAGGAUCUUGGUAUGGCAGUUCCUGAUUCUGUUCAAGCUGAAGCUGAUGCUAAGGAUGCUGCUAAAUCAGCUGCUCUUGCCGCUGCUGCUGACAAACAUAGAAAUCCUUCUGCUGCCAAGACUAUCCAAGAAGAGGAAACUGAGAUUGAGAACUUUUCCAACGAGGUGCAAGUGUUCGAAGCCACCUGUCCUGCUUGUCACUCGGACUGCCCCACUCAUAUGAAGGUGGUUGAUAUUCCUCAUUUCAAGGAGGUUAUCAUCAUGAGUACGGUAUGCGAGCACUGUGGAUACAAGUCAAAUGAGGUCAAGACUGGAGGUGCUGUUCCUGAAAAGGGUCGUAGAAUUGCUCUUAGAAUCGACGAUGCCGAUGAUUUGGCUAGAGACAUUUUGAAAUCCGAGACAUGUGGAUUGGUUAUUCCCGAGCUCGAUUUAGAUUUGACCCCCGGUACUCUUGGUGGAAGAUUCACUACUGUUGAAGGUUUGUUGAGACAAGUCCACGAGGAGCUAGAGACCAGAGUGUUCACUGAGACCUCGGACUCUAUGGACACUACUACCCUCAAUAGAUGGAAAAACUUCUUGGCCCGUCUCAUGGCCGCUAUUAAUGGAGAAAUCAAGUUCACAAUUGUCAUGGAAGAUCCUCUAGCGGCGUCGUACAUCCAAAAUGUCUAUGCUCCUGACCCCGACCCCAACAUGGAAAUCGAGGACUACGAGAGAACCCAUGAUCAAAACGAAGAUCUCGGUCUCAACGACAUGGCUGCCUAA
Sugiyamaella lignohabitans is the source of this 1524-nucleotide messenger RNA. RefSeq names its product Zpr1p (gene ZPR1). Gene Ontology annotation, molecular function: zinc ion binding. The transcript has a single exon. Bases 1 to 1524 code for a protein of 507 amino acids. Gene Ontology annotation, cellular component: nucleus; cytoplasm. The record is from RefSeq and is a predicted model, not a curated record. Lineage: Eukaryota; Fungi; Ascomycota; Dipodascomycetes; Dipodascales; Trichomonascaceae.